Messenger RNA from Serpula lacrymans var. lacrymans S7.9, 1407 nucleotides. RefSeq lists its product as uncharacterized. The record is from RefSeq and is a predicted model, not a curated record. Gene Ontology annotation, cellular component: nucleus. Bases 84 to 1331 code for a protein of 415 amino acids. Gene Ontology annotation, biological process: nuclear protein quality control by the ubiquitin-proteasome system; proteasome localization. The transcript is spliced from 2 exons. Lineage: Eukaryota; Fungi; Basidiomycota; Agaricomycetes; Boletales; Serpulaceae.
ACGGUGAAGUGUAUGCUAACAAAAGCACACGCCACAUCAACACACUUGCAGAUGAGUCACCCGUAGUUUUUUCUUUGUUAAGAAUGGCCAACGUAGUGUGUCCUGAGGUGGACGUUUAUUGGUCUACCAUCCAUUCAGCUUCUUCCUAUGGAUCAAAUCCAGCGGGCGACGUGGGCCGGGAAUUCAGAUUGCGACCAGGAUAUUCCCAACCUGUUUCAUUUCAGCAGUUAGCUUACAAUGAUACAUAUACUGUCCCCCGCCUACAGAAACGGCGACACGAAACAGAGGAUCCAUUUGAACCAGAUAGUGCACCAGGGGAAAGAGACGAUGGCAUGGAUCAAUGUCCCGCUCCUGAAAGAUCUCGUUAUGGGGUAUCGAAACGUGUCAAAACGACAAUGGCCUCCGAGGUCCUUAGCACUGGAAAGGAAAGUACAGGCAUUCAGGAUGAUAUUGAUGUGGGUGUAUUGCUUGCCGGCUUGCCACCACAUUCUUUAUUGACACUCCUGAAUUCUUUAAUCCACGCAAAGCCGUCGCUGAAAUCAUUUAUGAUGCCCCUCAUACCGCGGCCAACAUUAGACAUGGCUAUCCAAGCUCUAGCGCUAUCGGCGAAGAAGUUAAGGGAUGCUUAUCCUUAUUCUAAUGCAUAUAUAUGUUCCCCCGCUGCUUCGUCAACGACUUCAUUUGGUUUUGCCCCUGGAGGCAGUUACAAUCGUUUCGCUUCGUCCGGCAACUCAGAAGAUGACUUUGCACGACUGGUUUCUCCGCCAAUCAAUCCUUCCAAUAUGCACGGUCGCAGCGGCAUCCGUGAAUCGUAUAUCAUAACUCGAAUACAGCCUCACAUGCAGGAAUUUGUAUCUACAUCCAUGUCCUAUCUCCCUUAUUUUUCCCAUACCAAUGCCUCUCAAAAACCGACUUCUGGACACUCGCAGUCAUCUCCCAGUUCCUCAAUCCUCGAUCCACAUAUUCAAUAUACGUUCAAUGUACAUCCCACAGAAACAUUCGGUUUUCUUUCAGCCCUUACCAACCACUGUAUUUCUCAACCACCACUCACUCGGUCUUAUUUAAUCCCUUUACUUCUUCCUCGCCUGACACACGAAUGGGAAGCUUGGGUUGAUGUGGUAGACGAGAUUGUAAAUGAAAAAGGAGGUAUGUUCGGGCGAGAGACAGUGAGAGGAUGGGAAAGAACGUUAGAUGAGUUGGCUGAAGUGAGAUGGCCAGAGGAGUGUGAUGGGUUUGGAAACGUAAGAGACAAAUGGGUUUCAAAAGUGGGGUGGCUGUUAGGUAAAACGGCUCCAUCGGGGAAGCAGGUUGAUUGUCCUAUCAUAUUGUAGUGAUUAUAUCUUGCUUCAUUAUUAGGUGUCCUCAGAACGUUACACUUGAGACUGAGGAGAAUUUUCACCCUGCAAA